CUGUCACUUUAUAGCUUGUAGAAAAGGUCUUUCAUAUUUACAUAGCUGACAUAAUGCUCAGGCAGUGUCCAGAAAUGGCCUCACCCUAUUCAAAUUAUUCCUGACCAACCAAGGCCUAUGUCAUGGCGUGAUAAACUGAUGGGCCUACAAGUGUUGCUACCACUUGAAUACAAUGCAGUCUCCCAAGGAACAGCAGUAAUAAUAACAACAGUAGUCAAAAAGUAUGAUGUGACCAUCAAGAAGAAUUUAAAGUGAAUUUUUAUAACCAUUUUAAAAGCAUCUUCCCCACUGUUUUUCCAAAACAAUGUUCAAUAAUGUACAUUUCUUUCAGUGUAACCACAUCAGCACAUUUUGCCAAUAGUGAGUGAUUUAGGCCUUUGCUCUCCAACACAGUUUUAUUGUGACCUUGAGCUUGUUCUCUUGAGGCAGUGUUAGGUAGUCACACAUAGGCAGGGCUUUCAGGAAGUGUGCUGUCAAAGUCUGUCUAAAUCUGACAGGCAACAUCCUCUAUAGGAGGAAACAGAACGGUUCAGAGCACUGAAGAAAACAGUCGACUCUUAAACAUUGAUGCUGGGAUAUUCUUUUGACUUUGGCUGUAAAGACAAACCUGUACAGGAUGGAGGAGAUACUUCUGCGAGUAUGUGUGGUGCUGGUCAGUCUGGUGUGCCUGAAGGACAAAACUGUCUUUGAAGAGCAGGAUGAUAUCAUUAUGGACAUGCAAGAGUGGGACUAUGUGCUGCAGAAGGAGGGGGCAAAGCUGGAGCAGGAAGUGCACUCUGUUGCCGUAGAGCCAUCACAAGUGUCACAAAGUCAUCGCAGGUUGACAAAGGGGGAGGAUGAGGAGUCAGAUGUUCAACAAAUCCUGCCAAAUGGCUAUGUAGAAAGUUCUCAUGAACACCAAAUGCCACAAAGAGAAGAUCAGAAUAUUUUGCACCAUAAGCUGUUGACAGAAGACAAUCAGGAUGAAUUACCGACGGACAAAACAGUUGACAAAGUGUUGGAACAGUCCCCAAAUGUAGACCACGCAGACCUUCUGCCAGACAAGUUCCUCUCUCCAAAAGAAGGGAUACAAUCAGACAUUGUACCUUCUGGCCAGAAUGAAACCAAGCCAAAGGGAAAUGAAAAAGUGAGUCAGGAGGAUGGGGAAUCAUUGUACAAGAAGGAAGACCCUCACCUUGUUAAUGAUAUGGAGGCACCAAGUGGAGAGUCUUCUCAUUUGCAUCAGACGGGGCCUGCUGACAAACAAGUGUCAUCUGAAGAGGUCACGGAAAUUCCUCAGGAGGAACACAAGUCAUUUUUUCAACAGACAGUAUAUGGAUUCAUACAUAGAUGGUUUCAGACUUCCCAAGAAGUGCACACAUCUCUUGAGAAUGAAUCUUUGGAGGGAAGUAAACAACUACAAAUGCAGGUUAUGCAAAAGGGAGAGAAGAUUACCCAAAUAGAUGAGAGUAUGUCUAAGGUUGAUCAAGGAGACUCUCAGACUGCUGAAGGGCUACCACAUGCAGACCAAAAACCCUCCAACCCAAGUCAAGAGCAGACCAAAGCCUUACAAGGAGAACACUUUAAGUCAGAGAACGCCUACACUUGGUAUUUGUGGAAGGUCCUCUCGCUGAUGUCAGUGAUCCGUCUUCUUAGGAAAUUCAUUGGCAGGAAUUCAGGAACCUCAGGAAGUACGAGUCCCAUCAUGAAAGGCAAGAAACUCUCUGGAACUAUCAACAUAUCUCUUCUUGACCACAAAGUUUUGAGCUGCUUUUAUGAAGAGUGUGUCCAAAUCCCUCCCAACACACGUGAGCGUGUGUGCGAUUUUGUGGAGGGCUUUGUGGAUGAGCUUCUUGAAGCUGCGAGGGUUACUAGUAAUAAAGGAAACGACAUGCAAAUUGGGGACUUUGUUGGUAUAGGGAGCUUAUAUGAGCUUUGGGCUACAGGUAAGACAGUGGUGUGUGAUUUAUAUGUACCUAUCACUGCACCAAAGUCAUACAGCUUUGACUUUGAACUUGACAUGCCAGCUUGUGGCAGAAUCAAAUUGGUGAAAGCUGAAAACACCUCAAAUGGUUGCCCUUGCAACGAUGGGAUGAUGGAUGAUGAUGACGACAUGCUGUGUCUAAUUCAUCCACAUAAAGAGACAAGCAGUGUAAUCACUGAUGCUGUUGAUGGUCCACUCUGCCAGGAGAAUACACCCUAUCUUGCCAAAACACAAGUAAUCAAAUGGUUCAGGAAGACCUUUAGCAAAGCGUGGGGAGAAAACAGUCACAAGUAUGAGUUUGAGCUUGCGUUUCGGAACCAGGCUGCUCCUGGUGCUUUGAGGGUACGACUCCGGUCAGGACAGGUCAUUCUGUUCAACAUCACUCCUGUGGUUCAAGUCAAAGGCUCAGACAUAUAUUUAGUCUCAUAUCUUCCCAACCAAUGCAGCUUCUCAGAUACCCACUGGCCAAUUUCCCUUGCUAGCUAUGAGAAUGCCCUUCUUAAGCACUUCACCAAAAGCCUUCCAUAUGAUUCCUGUCAUAUUCAGUGUCUUCAGAUCCUCUCUUUCCUGCACAAACAGCAAAUCCAACUAACAGGAAAAUGUUGGCUUACAAGUUAUCACCUGAAGAUAACAUUGCUACAUCUGCUCUUCACCACCAAUCCUCUGGAAUGGAAAAGUGAGCAGUUAGCUGGCAGAUUAACUGAUAUGCUAAUAUUUCUUGAUCAGAGGCUUGAAGCUCGCAACUUCUAUCACAGUUUAGUCGGAAACCCUCUUGUUCCAAGCAUCAUUGGACUUCCUAAAGAAGUUAAGUUAGCUAAGCCCACCAACAUUUUUCAGCCACUGGUUUCAGAUAGAAAAUUGUACUUGAAAACUGUCCAACAUUUACAAGAGCUGGUGAAAAAUGCUCCUGUGCUUAUACAUGAGUAUGUUUCAGUGAAAUGCAGAGAGUCAUAGAUGAAUUUAAGUCAUCUGCUUUUAUUCCUCCCUGUGUUUGUGAAAGCCAGGUCCACUCUGUGACUACAAGACAGUAAUCGAAUCAAAUCUAAUGUUAAAGAACUUUGUGCAUUCAACAAUUUUAAGAGGGGCACAUACAGUGGCUGCCAAAAGUAUUUGGACAUUUGUGCCAUGCUUAAAGCUGUAUUCUGUUCAUUGUGUUAGGAAACAAAAUGUCGACCCAAGUGGCAUUUACUUAAAAUAGACCACCCCAAGGCUGAUUUUCUUUGUGGAUAAAGUAUUCUUUCAAAAGGCAGCUGAUGUGUUGUCAUUGUUUGAGCAGUUUGUUUGUAGAUGCCUUUGUACAGUUGCAAGAUCAUAACUGCAUCAAUGAACACAAGCUAACCAACAUCAUUACAAAGAAAAACACCCCCCAGACUCUGGCAUUGCCAUCUUUGUGCUUUAAAGUACUUUGUGCAAUCUGGCUGGAGUACCUCUCCAGGCUUUCUCCACACAAAGAGCCUAAGAGAAGUUUAUGUUGUCCAAAUACUGUUUCAAUUUCUGUACAACCAUUUUUUCCUUAAGCUCAUGUUAUUUAGGACAUGUGAGAGAGACACAAGCAAGCCUUUUCUGCAUGUGCUUGAAAGCCAGUGGUAGAACUGGUAGAACCUGGUGGAAUCAUGCAAGUGAACUGAAGUGUCCCAAUACGACCUCUGAUAAUGGAUAAACUAAUGGACAUUGAACUUUCAUGAACCCAGCAUACCUAACAGUUAUGUAACAAGUUGCAUUUCAGCCUCUGCAUUGUUCUUUUGUACAAAUAAAAAGAAGCAACUCAUAGUUUUUCUGUAUUAUAAUCAAUGUGCAGUAAAAAAUCCAAUUACAGCAAUAAACAACAUGCAGUAAGCUCAUUUUCUGAAGCCAUACAGCUCAAACAUAUCCAUAUUCUCCUCUGGCAAAAUAGCUUCAAGUCCAGGUUGAUCAAGGCGGUCCAGCUCCCAAGGAUUGCUGGUAACUGGGGUCAUAGGCACUGUAACAGAAGAUCAAUUAGCCAAAACUUGUAUGAAAAAAGACU
Messenger RNA from Colossoma macropomum (tambaqui), 3968 nucleotides. Its product is annotated as inositol 1,4,5-trisphosphate receptor-interacting protein. Bases 617 to 2917 code for a protein of 766 amino acids. Gene Ontology annotation, cellular component: membrane. The transcript is spliced from 2 exons. The record is from RefSeq and is a predicted model, not a curated record. Lineage: Eukaryota; Metazoa; Chordata; Actinopteri; Characiformes; Serrasalmidae.